Messenger RNA from Rhinopithecus roxellana (golden snub-nosed monkey), 1716 nucleotides. RefSeq names its product adhesion regulating molecule 1 (gene ADRM1). Bases 258 to 1616 code for a protein of 452 amino acids. The record is from RefSeq and is a predicted model, not a curated record. Gene Ontology annotation, biological process: ubiquitin-dependent protein catabolic process. Gene Ontology annotation, molecular function: proteasome binding; endopeptidase activator activity; ubiquitin binding. Gene Ontology annotation, cellular component: cytoplasm; proteasome regulatory particle, lid subcomplex; nucleus. NCBI's taxonomy places the organism in Eukaryota, Metazoa, Chordata, Mammalia, Primates, Cercopithecidae. The transcript has 11 exons.
CACGCGCCUCGCGGCCCGCGCUUCCGCCGGAAAAGAGGCGCCGGCGCGGGGGCGGACCGGGGAGGAGCGAGUGUGAUGGACGGUCGUCCUCGCCAAUCGGUGGCAGGUUAGGGCCGGCCGCGCGGCCUACGGGGCCCAAUCGGUGGCGAGAGCGGCAGGCGGGGCGGGCCGAACGCGGGCUUCCGGCGGGGCCCGGCAGGCGCCGAGGAGGAAGAGCCCGGACGGCGCCUCUUGUACGAGUGUGGGCGCGAGGCAGGAUGACGACCUCAGGCGCGCUCUUCCCAAGCCUGGUGCCAGGCUCUCGGGGCGCCUCCAACAAGUACCUGGUGGAGUUUCGGGCGGGAAAGAUGUCCCUGAAGGGGACCACCGUGACCCCGGAUAAGCGGAAAGGGCUGGUGUACAUUCAGCAGACGGACGACUCGCUUAUUCACUUCUGCUGGAAGGACAGGACGUCCGGGAACGUGGAAGACGACUUGAUCAUCUUCCCUGACGACUGUGAGUUCAAGCGGGUGCCGCAGUGCCCCAGCGGGAGGGUCUACGUGCUGAAGUUCAAGGCAGGGUCCAAGCGGCUUUUCUUCUGGAUGCAGCUGCAGAGCGUCCGCUGGGUCCAGAGGCCGUUGCUCAUUCUGCCAUCUGUCAGUGACCAUGGAGCUUGUUGCCGUUUUUGUGCCGUUACAGGCAGUGUUGCAGAGAAUUGCCUGGAACCCAAGACAGACCAGGAUGAGGAGCACUGCCGGAAAGUCAACGAGUAUCUGAACAACCCCCCAAUGCCUGGGGCGCUGGGGGCGAGCGGGAGCAGCGGCCACGAGCUCUCUGCGCUAGGCGGUGAGGGCGGCCUGCAGAGCCUGCUGGGGAACAUGAGCCACAGUCAGCUCAUGCAGCUCAUCGGACCAGCCGGCCUUGGAGGACUGGGUGGGCUGGGGGCCCUGACUGGACCCGGCCUGGCCAGCUUACUGGGGAGCAGCGGGCCUCCAGGGAGCAGCUCCUCCUCCAGCGGUGCCCUCUCUCUCCGCAGCUCCCGGAGCCAGUCGGCAGCGGUCACCCCGUCCUCCACCACCUCUUCCACCCGUGCCACCCCAGCUCCUUCUGCUCCAGCAGCUGCCUCAGCAACUAGCCCAAGCCCUGCGCCCAGUUCCGGGAACGGAGCCAGCACGGCAGCCAGCCCGACCCAGCCCAUCCAGCUGAGCGACCUCCAGAGCAUCCUGGCCACGAUGAAUGUACCGGCUGGGCCAGCGGGUGGCCAGCAAGUGGACCUGGCCAGUGUGCUGACGCCAGAGAUCAUGGCUCCCAUCCUCGCCAAUGCGGACGUCCAGGAGCGCCUGCUUCCCUACUUGCCAUCUGGGGAGUCACUGCCGCAGACCGCGGAAGAGAUCCAGAACACCCUGACCUCGCCCCAGUUCCAGCAGGCCCUGGGCAUGUUCAGCGCAGCCUUGGCCUCGGGGCAGCUGGGCCCCCUCAUGUGCCAGUUCGGUCUGCCUGCGGAGGCCGUGGAGGCCGCCAACAAGGGCGAUGUGGAAGCGUUUGCCAAAGCCAUGCAGAACAGCGCCAAGCCCGAGCAGAAAGAAGGCGACACGAAGGACAAGAAGGACGAAGAGGAGGACAUGAGCCUGGACUGAGCCACGCGCCGUCCUCCGAGGGCCUGACUCGGCGCUUGCAGUGCGUUGCACAGCCUCACCUCCACCCACUGAUAAUAAAGUCUUUUCUUUUACCCGCCAA